Molecule: messenger RNA, 1455 nt
Organism: Beta vulgaris subsp. vulgaris (sugar beet)
Lineage: Eukaryota; Viridiplantae; Streptophyta; Magnoliopsida; Caryophyllales; Amaranthaceae
Product: protein ASPARTIC PROTEASE IN GUARD CELL 1
Exons: 1
Coding region: 1-1455 (484 amino acids)
Biological process (GO): proteolysis
Molecular function (GO): aspartic-type endopeptidase activity
Source: RefSeq, a predicted model, not a curated record
AUGGCUAAAACUAAUCUAUUUUCUCUUCAUUCUUCUUCUAUUUUCUCUACAUUUGCAAUCUUUACUUUAUUGUUUUCAUUACCUUUAGCGUGUUGUUGGAAUAAUUACUUGUCAAGAUCUAAAGCUUGCAUAUUAAAUGUCACAACUUCUCUUCAAAAAAUAACUCCAAAUUUCCCUAAGUUAAAUCCACCAUAUCUUCAAAGUAGUAAUUCUUCACAUAGCUUAAAACUAGUACAAUCAAGUAACUUAACAUCGUUUAGGUACUCAUAUUACCAGCAAAACAACGAUCAUUAUAAAUCACAACUUGUAUAUCGAGUGGCUCGGGACUCAAUUCGAAUCAAGUCAAUCCAAAACCGUCUAGAUGUAGCCAUUGAACCAAGUCUAAGAUCUCCGAUCAUAUCAGGUAUAAGCCAAGGUAGUGGGGAGUACUUCAGUCGAGUGGGUAUUGGACAACCAGCACGUGAAAUAUAUGUAAUAAUUGAUACAGGAAGUGACUUAAGUUGGGUACAAUGUGAACCAUGCACACAAUGUUACAUCCAACCUGACCCUAUAUUCGACCCAAGCCAAUCUACCUCAUUUGUGUCUCUCCCGUGCAACUCCACCACAUGCAACGCCCUCGACGAGUCUGAGUGUCAUGCUGGGAGCUGCAUUUACGAGGUCUCGUACGGCGACGGCUCCUACACCACAGGUGAGUUUGUUACUGAGACCAUUACUUUCGACGGUGGUUCCUCUGUCGGGGACUUUGCUAUCGGUUGCGGUCAUAACAAUGAUGGAUUCUUUACCGGAGCGAGUGGCUUACUUGGUCUUGGUGGAGGAGCAUUAUCUUUGCCUUCUCAAAUAAAUGCUACAUCAUUUUCAUAUUGUCUUGUAGAUCGAGAAUCCAACUCAACUUCUUCCCUUAAUUUUAACACCAAUACAACAAUACUUCCUCCUGACCCUACAUUGAUCACAGCCCCAUUACUUAGUAACCCAACAGCAGAGACAUUCUACUAUCUAGGACUGAUUGGUAUCAGUGUAGGGGGAACAGAGUUAACUGUUCCUACUACGGCUUUCCAAAUAGACAAAGACGGGAGUGGAGGGGUGAUAAUCGACACUGGAACAGCGGUAACUCGACUCGAAACUCGAGUUUACGAGUUGUUGAGAGACGAGUUCAGGAAGGGGACAACUCACCUUCCAACAACAGAUGAAGUAGCAAUAUUUGAUACAUGUUAUGAUCUAAGAGGUAAAGAAAGUGUGGAGGUUCCAACACUCGAGUUUCACUUUGCUGGUGGCAAGACUUUGGCAUUGCCAGCUAAAAAUUAUGUCAUUCCAGUUGAUACAGAGGGAACUUUUUGCUUGGCUUUUGCUCCAACAACAGCAUCAAUGUCUAUAAUUGGGAAUGUGCAACAAGAAGGAAUUCGUGUUGGCUUCAACCUUGUUUAUUCCUUAGUCACGUUUGAGCCCAAUCAAUGCUAG